AGGAGGAUGAGACCCUGCGGCCGUCCCCGCAGCAGCCCCCGGCAGCAGCACCGGCUGAGCCGCGGCCCCCGGCCCGUCCUGCUCCCGGCCCCUCGGCGCCCAAGCGGGAGAAGCCCAAGGAAGACACCGAAUCCCGGAAAGUCCUGACGAACGGAGCGGCCAAGGCCCGGCCCGAGCUGGCACAGGAUGCUGUGACAUCCCUGCUCCCUGCCGGCUCUUGCAGCAGAGGCCUGACGCAGCUCAGUGCAUGUGCUCAGUGCAGGGAGGUCCCCGUGCGGAGAAGGGUCUCCGUGCGGGACCGGCCUCCCACCCUGCUCUCGGCCGGGAUUCCUGCUUUGCCCCCGCAGGAUCUGGCCCUGCGCCUGCACAAGGAGGAGCUUUUCCAUCCGAAGGCACCCGGUCCCGCAUCCCGGCUGCUGCCCAACGGAGCCGGGAAGGGGCUGGAGGGCGGCAGGGAGCCGGGAAGCGGCCCCUUCCCUCCCCUCGCCGCCCCGGGGAAGCCGCCCCGCAAGCUGCAGUCCCACCACUCCAUCAACAGCCAGGGCAGCAAGAAGAGCAAGGGCAGCUCCAAGUCCGCCUCAUCCCACAUCCCCAUCGAGGCUCAAGAAGAUUGCUGCGUGCACUGCAUCCUCUCGUGCCUCUUCUGCGAGUUCCUGACGCUGUGCAACAUCGUGCUGGACUGUGCCACCUGCGGCUCCUGCACCUCCGAGGACUCCUGCAUCUGCUGCUGCUGCUGCAACUCGGGCGAGUGCGCGGACUGCGACCUGCCCUGCGACAUGGACUGCGGCAUCAUCGACGCCUGCUGCGAGUCGGCCGACUGCCUGGAGAUCUGCAUGGAGUGCUGCGGCCUCUGCUUCUCCUCCUGA
Molecule: messenger RNA, 866 nt
Organism: Tinamus guttatus (white-throated tinamou)
Lineage: Eukaryota; Metazoa; Chordata; Aves; Tinamiformes; Tinamidae
Source: RefSeq, a predicted model, not a curated record